Megalops cyprinoides (Indo-Pacific tarpon) is the source of this 517-nucleotide messenger RNA. RefSeq names its product NADH:ubiquinone oxidoreductase subunit V3 (gene ndufv3). The record is from RefSeq and is a predicted model, not a curated record. The coding region runs from base 49 to 375 and encodes 108 amino acids. Gene Ontology annotation, cellular component: mitochondrion. The transcript is spliced from 3 exons. Lineage: Eukaryota; Metazoa; Chordata; Actinopteri; Elopiformes; Megalopidae. Gene Ontology annotation, biological process: mitochondrial ATP synthesis coupled electron transport.
UAAGUUCCAGUGUUUCCGUGGGGGCAGAAAAACAUCAGCAGCGCAAAGAUGGCGGCCUCCUUGCUGCGAUUAGGACGAGUUGGGUCUCUCAAGUGUCUCCGGCUGGAGACCUGGAGCGUUCUGAGGAGGGCACCGGCUGCUGCUCUCUGCACCAAGGCAGACGAACCCAAAAAAACGCCCAAAAAGGCAAAGGCUCCGAGUAAGAAAGCGGCCCCAGCUCCUCCAGAACCAGAACCUGAGCCCUUUGACAACAGCACUUACAAGAACCUGCAGCACCACCAUUACCACCUCUACACCUUCGUGGACAUGGACGUGGAGAUGGCCAAAUUCAGGCUGCCCCAGCCAUCCUCGGGUCGACCUUCCCCCAGGCACUGAACCCCCGGAGCUUCGUCCGGGUGCCACAGAGGCCCUUUGUGUCUGUGUGUGUCCUUUAAGUUAAAUGUCCCAAUAGAUCCCCAUCUCCUCAAAGACACUUGUAAUCCUGCUUAUAAAAUAAAAAUAAAAGACUUUAAAUACA